CGUAUAUAUAAUUUGAUGACAUUGGGUGUAUCUCACCAUAUCGUUAUUAUUGUCAUACUUUCUCUCCUUCUCAUAUUCUUUCUUGCACAAUAUACCACCAUAUGGCCCGCCCCUUUAAACCACCCCCGCUGGCCAGGGAUACUACUGGCUUUCGAUGCAACUCACUCAGCGCGUAUGCAUGGAAGCAAUGGACUAUGUUUGAGGCCACCUUUGCUAUAUGUGGUCUGGAACCUUGGGAGAAACUUGUUUUCGUAAUUGUCAUGUCUCUACUCACUUUCCUAUUCUUUACUGGCCUGUCUCGGGUAAUACCCAGUCAGUUGAUCUCACUACUACCUCGCAUUGCAUACUAUCUCUGGGGCGACGAGCGUGUACUAAACCACUGGAUGGAUCAUGCGGCAGCCAGUGUGAAGGAGCUAUAGCCUGAGGUUUUUAAUUGGCAGAUGGAUGUGGGUGUACUUUACGUUGUCUGGAUUGAGGCACAAGGGGAGCAUCACGUUUACCUGUCAAGGAGAUUGAAGCUACUGUUUAACUGUAUUAUGUCUCUCGUACUUUAUUCUUCCAUCAUUGUCUUAUGGAUUCUCCGUCCGCGUAACUUUAUAUCUCAACUCGCUGAAAUACCUGCCAGUACAAUCCAAAUCCGACCAACGGUGAUAAAUCUGAC
Messenger RNA from Suillus discolor, 661 nucleotides. RefSeq lists its product as uncharacterized. Lineage: Eukaryota; Fungi; Basidiomycota; Agaricomycetes; Boletales; Suillaceae. The transcript is spliced from 3 exons. The record is from RefSeq and is a predicted model, not a curated record. The coding region runs from base 102 to 419 and encodes 105 amino acids.